AUGAGUUCACCUAGCAUUCUCCUCACUGGUGCUUCUGGAUAUAUUGGCGGUGCUGUCCUGGCGCAGCUAUUGUCCUCUGGCUAUGAUGCGUCCAAGAUCUCUGCACUUGUACGAUCCCGAGAGCACGCCCAGAUCAUUCAGAAAUUAGGAGUCAAUACAGUGCUGUUCGAGGGACUGCAUGACAUCGAGGUGAUCAAAAAGGCAGCCAGCAAUAAUGACAUCGCCAUCAGCUGUGCUUCGGCAAUGGAUCUCCCAUCCUGUAUAGCUCUUGUUGAGGGUCUGGGAGAUCGCAAAGCCAAGUCUAACAAAAACGCCUAUUAUAUCCAUACCUCAGGGACCUCCAACUUUGGCGACCAUCCAUACACCGGCACGCCAAAUUUGGAAGUACGCAGUGACAAGGACGACAUCUUCAGCUGGGAGAAGGAGCACGCCGAGACCUGGAUCAUAAGGAAGGUCGAUGUGGCCAUCACCGAGGCUGGGGUACGUCUUGGUGUGAAAACAGCAAUUGUGAAUCCUCCAUUGAUCUACGGCACAGGUGCUGGGCCCAUCAAUCAGAGGUCGCUGCAGGUUCCCACCCUGAUCAAGAUGUCAUUGGGCUUCGAACAGCCUAUCGUCCUCGGAGAGGGUUCAGGAAUUUGGACAGUUGUGCACAUCGCUGAUGUCGCAAGGAUGUAUAACCUGCUCGCUCGACGCAUUGCGGAUGGACAAUCCGUCGACUUUGGCCAACAAGGCUACCACUUUUUGGAGGCCGGCGAGGUCGCUUGGCUCGACAUAUCCAAGGCAAUCGCUCGAUCAGGCCAUGCUCAGGGACUCUUUCAGACAGCCCAGGUCAAGAAGGUGUCGCCGGAUGAGUUCGCCAGUGCGCUCAGCAUCCCCUUCCUGAACGCCCACAUGGUGGAAGUCAUUUGGGGCUCGAACUCACGAAUCAAAGGCGUCAAGAGCCGUGAAAUUGGCUGGCAGCCUGACAUCACCGCCGCUGGCUUCCUCGCCUCCGUCGAAGAUGAGGUCCGGAUUAUCUACCAAGAGCAGGCUGGUCAAAUUGAAUCAAGCACAGAACGAUUAUUCCGGGGAGCGUCUUCUCAAUAAGAAUCAAUGUAGAGGUUGUCCACAUCAAAGGGGUCGUAUCGGUGGAAAUGUCAGACACACCACAGAGCCGUCAUUUAUUCAUCGUUUCCUCCAUGCUCACACGCGCGUUUUGUUUCUCAUUUUAUAGCCAAGAGGGUGUACAAAAGUCAAUGGUGUUUUCAAGAGUCUCCCAAUUGAAAGAUAUGCCGUCGAAGUCGGAGAAAGAGAAGGGCAUAUGGGCCACGUUCGUGCCGGGUUCGACACCAGCCAUCAGUGGUGGCAACUGAGCGUAUUGACUGAGGUUUUGGUCAUCGGCUGACGUGAUUGUAUAAGCAGGAUGUGGCGCUUGAUCUGCGCCAUUCGCCUCGAAGACUGGCGGCUGUUGUCCUUGUGGCCCCAAAAUAGGUGUAGAGGAAAGGCCCGUCGCAGCAUACUCGCUGUGAGCCGUGCCGAGAUCUUUGAGGGUCUUGGAAGCCAAUGCAUCAAAUCUAUCGCGCUUG
Messenger RNA from Exophiala viscosa, 1565 nucleotides. RefSeq lists its product as uncharacterized. The transcript has 7 exons. The coding region runs from base 1 to 1086 and encodes 361 amino acids. The record is from RefSeq and is a predicted model, not a curated record. NCBI's taxonomy places the organism in Eukaryota, Fungi, Ascomycota, Eurotiomycetes, Chaetothyriales, Herpotrichiellaceae.